Saccharomyces mikatae IFO 1815 is the source of this 2025-nucleotide messenger RNA. RefSeq names its product Ina1p (gene INA1). Gene Ontology annotation, cellular component: plasma membrane; cell cortex of cell tip. Gene Ontology annotation, biological process: fungal-type cell wall organization. Lineage: Eukaryota; Fungi; Ascomycota; Saccharomycetes; Saccharomycetales; Saccharomycetaceae. The record is from RefSeq and is a predicted model, not a curated record. The transcript has a single exon. Bases 1 to 2025 code for a protein of 674 amino acids.
AUGAAUUUCAGACUACUCCUCCCGAUCUGUGCGUUAUUGACAUUCACAACAUUUUUGUUGACCAUUAUUGCUACCUCGGGUUCUACCUCGAAUUAUAAACCAAUAACGAACAUUUACAUCGGUAAUGCUGAUAUCUCAAAAAUUAAUGUUACAAAAGUUAUGCCACAAGUUGGCCCAAUUUUGACCGUGUUAGGUUCCGCAUUGAGUGCUCCAAAUACAACGGUAGACAGUAUUUUUGGCGCUCUGAAAGCCAUCGCUUCUACUGAGGCUUUGUCUCCUCUAUUGCACUUAUUGUCCAAUGCUGCUGACACUGCGACUACAUUAUCGUCUUUGACAAAUUUGGCUCGAAUGGCCUUAUCAAGUUCCAAUGCUGGUACCACUGCCGCCUUCUCUGCCCUUGAUGAGUUGUUGACCACCUCCAAAAAUGCAACCGAACUCUUGGGUGGUUUCAGCACAUUGGUAUCGUCUAUGUCAACAAAUGCUACGUCUAAUUCCUCUUCUUUGGAAAGUACUGUUUUAACCCUAUUAGUCGAUUCUACAAACCCUAUAGGCACUACUGAGUCUUUGAUUACUUUGAAUAAUAUGACCAGCGAAGAAAAGAUACAAUUGUUGCCUGUAUUUGAGUUGUUUGGAAAUUCAAAAAACACAACUGCUACAUUAGAUGCAUUAGGAACCAUAAUGAACUCUACCAUUCCAACUUCAUUGGUUUCCUCAUUGUUCAAUUCUUUAAACACAAGUAUUGCGAAGGGCAAUAAUGUCACCGAGACAAUUACACAGCUAGGUUCGAUGGUUCCUGCCACUUUGAAACCAGCUGUACAGGCUGUUAUUACUUUAUUUGAUGAAACUACAUCUCAAAACGUAACUUUGUCCGUAUUGAGCACUAUGAUUUCUGAGAACAUAACCGAAUCGCCUUCUGCUAAAGUUGCUAUGGUUGCCCUAACUGAUUUAUUGGAUUAUAGUACAAACCAAACAGAACUUCUUUUAUCUGUUGAAGGUUUAGCUGCCUCAAGUGAAGCCGCUUCCUCUACUAAUCAAUUAGUGGCACUUGAUGAAAUACUUUCUAGCAGUGCUAACGCAUCCACAGUCGUUUCCCUAGUUCCAGCCUUGGAAUCUCAACUGGCCAAAAACACCGCAUUGCUUCAAUAUGUUCCAUAUUUAUUCAGUCUACUAUCUGCAUCUAAAGACCCAGUAUUGAGUUUCUCAUCUUUGGUCAACAUCACCAAGUGGGCAGAGACUAACGCUGCUACCUUUUCACCAAUGUUGAAAAUUCUGAACUCCGCUGAAAAAGUGACGGCAAUCACACCAGAAGAACUUAAGGAGAUAACUCCUUCUAUCCUUGAAUAUUUGCAAAUUCCUGUCAAUUAUCGUUUAUCCAUCUUCACGAUGUGUCGUGCUCACUUAAACAAAACAAUGUAUUCGUGUAGUAAGUCACACGCAGUUCAAAACAUGGAUUUCAGAUCGAUUGUGUACGAUAACAUCGAAGGAUCAGAAUUCAAGCCUUAUAUGGAUGCUUUGAAUAUUGGUAAAGAUGAUCUACAUUUAGAUGGUCAAUUACAAGACAGACAACACAUGUAUGUUCCUGCAGUCAGAGCUGCUUUGGCCAUGAAUUUAUUGUGCAUCAUCAUCACCUUCUUCCUAAUGAUAUACCUGCUCUUGUUAAGUAGACGUUCUGUGGUCAAUCAAAAACAAUGGUUAGUGUUAGGAUUCAUUUCCUGUUGGGUAUGUAUUUUCAGCGGGUUGGGUAGUACCAUCUUCAGCGUUAUUCUCAAUCUCAUGAAAUCCGGUAGCAAAAAGGAUGAUUACGACGUCAUAAUUUCCGGUUCUUCUCCAUUUUAUGGUCUCAUGUGGUCUGGUUUUGUAUUAGCUGUCCUUGUAUUUCUCUGCAUUGCAUACUGCUGGUGGAUCAGCAGAAGAGGGGCCGGCGUUGUUGAAGCUGAAAAAACUGUUCAAGAAAGUGAUUCAACUUCAAGGAUCAUUGAAGAGCAUGAAAGUAUCAUUGAUGCUGAAAAGAACUUCUCUAGGUAA